AUUUAGUUCUCUUUUUGGCAUCGUAACGGACACCAUCACCAAUAAUGAUAUACCUCUUGGCAAUAUGUUGCGCUGUAACAAUGGUUACAGUAACAUGUGAAACCAGGGUGGCCAUAGCCCAUUUAGUGGCUGGUGAUGUCAAGGGCAGUGUCUGGUUCACGGAGACCGAUGUCGGAGUGCGGGUCACGGGAAAAAUUGAGGGGCUCGAUGCGGGGCUCCACGGGUUCCACAUACACGAGCUGGGGGACACCAGCUCCUGCGACGCGGCCGGCAGCCACUUCAACCCCGACGACACCUUCCACGGCGGUCCCGACCACGACCAACGCCACGUCGGAGACCUAGGAAACAUACGCUUUAACGAAGACAAAGUUGCCGAUAUAGACUUUGUGGAUCACGUGAUUUCGCUCCGCGGACGAAACAACGUUCUGGGACGAACGUUAAUAUUGCACGCAGAAGAAGAUGAUUUAGGGUUGGGGGGAGCGGCAGACUCGCUAACAACUGGAAACGCCGGGUCCCGAUUGGCCUGCGCUGUUAUAGGACUGAGCGCGCCUGUCGACCCUUGGCUUAAACUAUUACAUCCCAAUGAAGAAUAAAUGAAAAUACUAUUGAUUUAUCGGUAAAACGUAGAAUUUAUUGCUUAAAAAUAAAUAAAUAUUAAAAUUAA
This is a messenger RNA of Plodia interpunctella (Indianmeal moth), 664 nucleotides long. RefSeq names its product superoxide dismutase [Cu-Zn] B-like. Gene Ontology annotation, molecular function: copper ion binding. The transcript has a single exon. NCBI's taxonomy places the organism in Eukaryota, Metazoa, Arthropoda, Insecta, Lepidoptera, Pyralidae. Gene Ontology annotation, biological process: superoxide metabolic process. The record is from RefSeq and is a predicted model, not a curated record. The coding region runs from base 45 to 593 and encodes 182 amino acids.